AUGAGUAUUAAUUUCUAAGUUUCCAAGAACUCAUAUGAUCAGAAUGACUAACGGAGAAAUUAACCGACCACUCCUGGCAACUUCAACUAAACUGCUUCUGGAGGUAUAAGAUAAUCUAUUGUGGGUUUCUUUACAGGCAAAACUGCUGCUCCAAGUUUAAACAGAACAAUAGAAAUCAAGGAGAGAGAUCUAAACGACAAUGACAACUCGCAAAUUGAAGACUCCAUGCUUGAUUAAUCUAAAGAUCUUAGUGAAAAUGGAUCGGUGAUCCAUAAAGAUAAAUCGAAGACCCUAGUCUAGCAAGAUCAGCGCAAGAAAAAGAUGUGGGCACAGAGAGUAUCCAAAAUAGUCACUGAACCAGCACCCGUCUUGCAAUAACAAACAUAAUCAAAUGAUUAAGGUGCUUAGCCCAAGAAAAAGGUUAGAGCUAGAGCCAGAAUUAAAUCUAAAAACAACUCAAUUUUAGACGACUCAGUGGAUUAAUUCCUCAAAGAUGAAUAGAUGGUGCAUUAAAGUCUGGGAACAGGCGAGUCUAAUUAGUCUGUUGAUUUUUAAUUAAAUGGACUCUAAAGUAUCUAGGAAGAAUAAAAAGAAAUAGAAGAUGAUCCAUUUGCAAAUAACAAAGCUCGAAGGUCAAACACUGUAAUUGAAAACAAAUCUAGCAAAGGUCAAAGUAAUGUAAUCAAGAUUUAUAAUGAUGCAAGCGGGAAAGUGAGUGAGAGCCAUACAAUUUCAAAAGAAAACAGCAUAAUUAUUGUGAAUAACAUUAAUGUGACAAAUACUAAUGUUAACAACAACAUUAUAAAUAAAAAUGAAAUAGUCCAGCAUAUGGACUCUCAAAGAAGGCGCAUAACUAUCUUAAAGAAUAAGGAACCGAAUAGUAGAAAUUAAAACAAUAAUUAAUUCAAGACAUAAGGCGCAGAUUAAUUUAGAGAAAUUGAUUUGAUAAGUUAAGAUGAUAUUGUCUCACAUCAGUAGACUCCAACUAAUAAGGAUAGAAAUAGAGUAAGGUUUAAUAGCAAGGUAGAUGAAACUAUUAUAACAAAUAAUGAAUAUGAGUUGGAAUUUGAUGAUCCUGAUCAGAGUUUGAUCUCCAGAGAUAAUUAAGAGCAUGGAGGUCCAUCUUCUGACAAAAAAGACAGGAAAAACAAAAGAGUAAAAGUUAAUGUGAAUAAGAGAAUGUCGAUCAGAAGACCACCUCCACAACUAGAUUAAAAUAGCAUAGAAUCACUGGAUAAAAGUAAUCCUGCUUUGAUUUUAGAAGCUCAAAGGAUUUAAUAGUAAUAGUUUUAAGGAAGAUAGGACGAAUCAAUAGUACUUCAAGACACAACCUCUUUAUCAAAACCAUCAAGUACAGCACCCACACCUAAGAACGACCCAAAAAAGGACGAAGUAUUCGACAUAAUGAAGGAUAUAGAGGAAAAUAUCAGAAAAUAAAAAGAAGAAGAACUAAAGUAAAAGUUAGAAGAAGAAUAAAAGCGAAUGAAGCUUGAAUACGAGGAGAAACAUAAAAAGGAGCAGGAGGAAAGGUAAAAAAGAGAGGAAGAGGAAAGGUUGAAAAGAUAAGUUGAAGAAAAGCUUAGAAAGGAAUAGGAAGAACAGUCAAGAAAAGAGCUUGAAGAUAAAAUCAGGAAGGAAUUAGAGGAAAAACUUAGAAAAGAGUAAGAGGAAAGAUUAAAAUUAGAGUAAAUAGAAAAAGAAAGAAUAGAAAAUGAGAGAAAAUAGCUAGAAGAAAUUGAAAAGCAGAAAAAGGAGGCUGAAGAACUUAGAUUAAAGCAAGAACAAGAUAAAAAGAGGAUAGAGUAGGAACGAAUAUAAAAAGAAUUGGAGGAAAAGAAGAAAAAGCUCUUUGAGGAAAGAGAGAGAUUAGAGCAAGAGAAACUUAGGCGUGAGAGAGAACAACAAGCUAAGAAAGAAGAAUAAGAACGAUUGUUUAGGGAGUAGUUGGAGAAAGAAGAUUAGGAAAAGAAGUAAAAAAUGGAUCAAGAUCAAAAGAAACUGCAAGAAGAAAGGGAGCAGCUCAAUGCUUUUUUAAGAAUGGCUGAAGAAAAGAAGAUUGAAGAGGAAAACAGGAAAAAGUAGAUGGAGUAGAACAGAUUUGUUAAAAUGCUGACCAAUAAAAAUAACAUUAGAUUUGAAGACUCGUCAGACGAUGAUGAGUCAAUGAUAUCCGAUAUUUAGCCAAGGUCUCCUAAGAACAAUAUCUCUAAGAGUGAUAUCUCUGUGGAUUAAGUGCAAUAGUUAUUUGAAUAAGCUAAGAAAAUCGAUAGCCAAAAGGCAAAAGACAACAGAUAUACAUUCGGCUAAAAUGUCCAAGUGUCAGACUCAUUUAUUUUUUCUCCCUCAAACGAGGAUGGAGAUAUUCAGAAUAUUCUUGAGGAUUCCUUUUUCAAGGAUCCAACUAAGAGACACAUUGAAACAUCUCCAAUGAAAUAAAUAUAGCAUUUCUAGCAACUGUAAAAACAUUCUGAAACUAGAAAUGUUCAAUUUUCACCUUCUGGGACACCUUCUUUUACUAAAAAUAACUAAUCGUUGUCUUUAUCCUCAUCUCAUUAAGACUCUAAAAGAAUGGAUAUUCCUGAAAUUAAGAUACUUGGAGGACCUAAACCUCCUUCUCCAACAUUUACAAAACAAUUUAGAGACAGUCCACUAAAAAUUAUAGAUUAAAGUCCUGAUAACUUUUCACCAAGCAUAUUUAACCCUAGUUAAAUGAAAAGCAGCAUUGAAAGUGGAACGAUGAGUUUGAAGUCAUCACCAAAUCAAAAGCGGAUGAUGGAACAAUUUAAUGCCAGCAGAGAUGACCUCAAAGGGACAUCAAUGAUAUUAAUAGACACAGAUUAGAGAAGUAAUUUACAAAGUGGAAGGAUGAACUAUCUUCAAGAUGAAGCUCCUGGGACUGAGAGAGCAAACAGAAAAUCAAGUAGAAAUUAAUUUGCAGUCUCAAACAACAAAGCUCAAUCUAACAUUUAUGAAAGUAAGCCUUCCAGAUCACCUAUUCGCAAGCCUAGAGAGUAUACAACUUAAGUCAAACUUGAUGAUGAAAAUGAGGAAGAAGAGGUGAAAUAAGAUAAGAAAUAUCAAGGCCACUUAUUUGAGACAAAUAAGUAGAAGAUUGGACCAUAUCCAGGUAAAAAAUUAGAAUCUCAGAUUUCAACUAUCCCAGGUAGCGAGUUAAGUAAAACUGUGCAAAAGAAUGGUAAAUAAAUUCCAAGCAAAAGUCCGCUAAGAACGAUGAAAAAGAUGGUAUAAACUGAACAGUCAAAAUCUCAAGUAUUUGUUAAUCUUAAUGAUGACAAUAAGGAUAGUUCCUUAUCGAGGAUGAAUUCUAGUCCUAACUAGUAAUUCAAAAUUAAGAAUGACUUCUUUACAACCCUGAAUAUACUUAAAUCAGAGAGCACAAAUGAACUUGUUAAAACAGAAUCUACCUCUAACCUACAAAAGAAACCUAUAAUAUAAAAUAAAGAAAAGAAAAUUGUUAAAGUUAUCCUUGAUGAUGAUGAAACUGUUGAAGAUCAAGAGUCUUCGACUGUAAAGACAUUUGCUUAGCUUCUAAAGACUCCAUCAGAUUCGAUCUGUAACAGCUUUCAUGAUGAUCCUAAGAUUCCACCCCCAAAACUUAAGAAGGCUCAACCCACUGGUAAAUCUGCAAGUAAUUUGCACAAAGGACAGCAGGAGCCUAAAUUUGUAAAGAGAAAUUUAUUUGAAAGCUAGAUAAAUUUAAAAGACAUGGGAGAUGGAGAGCUCUCCCCUAUAAAUCCUAGAAAAUCCUAUUUAUUAGACAAGAAUAAAAGCAAGCUAAAAUAACCCACGAAAAUUACAGAGACUGAUCCAUAGUUAUACAUUGAUAAGAUCAAGUUAGAAAAUCAUUAGGAAAGUAUACCUCUUAAGAAACCUUAAUAGUCAACAGUAAUUAAAUCUUAGAUUAAUUAAUUUUUAGAUUUAGAAGAGUUAAAAGGCUACAAGACCCUAGGGAAUAAGAGACUAGCAUAAAUAAAAUACCAAACUAUGGUGAAGUGA
Molecule: messenger RNA, 4017 nt
Organism: Stylonychia lemnae
Lineage: Eukaryota; Ciliophora; Spirotrichea; Sporadotrichida; Oxytrichidae
Source: the annotation of a GenBank genome assembly